Messenger RNA from Anisakis simplex (herring worm), 186 nucleotides. NCBI's taxonomy places the organism in Eukaryota, Metazoa, Nematoda, Chromadorea, Rhabditida, Anisakidae. The record is from the annotation of a GenBank genome assembly.
AUGAAGGCGGAGAAAAUACCGGACGUGAUUUUGGUGAGGAAAAUAUUCGAUCGAAGUGCACGACAACGACGCCGAGUGUGGAAGUUGAAGCGAUUGGUGAACGAUGGCAAUGUGGUGAACGAUAGUGCAUCGGUGGAGAAUGACUACGAGGGCUUCCUGGAAGAUUUGGAAGAAGAUGCAGAGAUG